Molecule: messenger RNA, 741 nt
Organism: Vitis vinifera (wine grape)
Lineage: Eukaryota; Viridiplantae; Streptophyta; Magnoliopsida; Vitales; Vitaceae
Exons: 3
Coding region: 229-570 (113 amino acids)
Source: RefSeq, a predicted model, not a curated record
CUAUGCUAUGCUGUUUUAUUGUUUUAACAUGUUCCAUGUAUCUUGCAUCUUGUUGUUUUCCAACAACUCCAGACAUCUCUAAAAGAGAUGGGAUUGCUCUGUCAGUUCAGUAGGAGCUGCUCUUAGAUCCUUUUCUUCCUCCAUCCUUCUCUCUCAAACACGGAUCCACCUUGUAUCCUUUAUAAAGCCCCCCUGUUGCUUAUGUCUGAAUGAUCACAAAGCAAAGCCAUGGCGGUUGUGAAUGGGGUCAAGAAGGAGCUUCCUAUAAUUGGGUUCAAAAGGUCAAGGAGCUCACAGAUUCAUCGAACUACCCUUGCCUCUGUUGAAUCCUUAACUAUGCCUCUUAUCCAGGAAGUUGUCAUCUCUGCAGAUUUUCAGUGUGUUGAAUGCCAAAAGAGAAUAGCUGCUAUAAUUUCAAGAAUGAAUGCGGAGAUGGAGUCGGUGGAAGUGAACGUGUUGGAGAAGAAGGUAACACUCACUUGUAGACCCACAAGUCAAGUUGCUGCCAUAUACAGGAACCCAUUUCGCAAAGUUGCUCUGAUCAAGCAGAUAUUUUGCAAUUCAUGGUGAUGAUUUCCAGUCAGAAACAACAGGAUCCAACAAGCUAUAUAUGACCGAUGUGCUUGUUUUGAAUACUCGUGUAAAUAUACAUCACUAUGUAUAUGAUAAAAGAAAAUAUUCGAUCAACUACUUUUUCAUCACAAAAAUCAACUAUAUUGAAUGCUAUAUAUUAAGUAGAAA